AAGCACUGAAAAUGCACACUCCUCAUCUUCACCAUGGCAACUCUCCUCUCCCUUCAAUACCCAUCUUCUCCAUUCAAACCAAAUUUCAAAAACUUCACUCUAAAGCCAACUCCUUUAACCCCAUUUAAACUCAACCUCAACACCACCAAACCCAAAUGCACACCCAAACUAACAGUCACAAACCAAGCAGCUUCUGUUAUUACAUCUGCCACAUCAGCAUCUUCUCAAAAUGUGAGGUUCAGGCUUGACAAUUUAGGACCACAGCCUGGUUCUAGGAAGAACAGGAAGAGAAAGGGACGAGGUAUUGCUGCUGGACAAGGGAACAGUUGUGGGUUUGGUAUGAGGGGUCAGAAAUCUAGGUCUGGUCCUGGGAUUAGACGAGGGUUUGAAGGUGGGCAAAUGCCGCUUUAUCGUCGGCUUCCGAAAUUGAGAGGGAUUGCUGGAGGUAUGCGUGCGGGUUUACCUAAAUUCGUCCCUGUGAACUUAAAAGACAUAGAAACUGCAGGAUUUGUAGAGGGCGAAGAGGUCUCACUGGAGAGUUUGAAAGAGAAGGGCUUGAUAAACCCAUCUGGAAGAGAAAGGAGACUACCCUUGAAGAUUUUAGGUGAUGGGGAGCUAAGCGUGAAGGUGAACAUAAAGGCUCGUGCAUUUUCGGCAGCAGCAAAGGAAAAGCUCGAGUCUUUAGGUUGCUCUCUUACUGUAUUACCCGGCCGUAAGAAAUGGGUUAAACCAUCAGUUGCCAAGAACAUUGCUCGUGCUGACGAAUACUUUGCAAAGAAAAGGGCCGCCGCAGCUGCUGCGGCUGCUGCAUCUGAGCCAGUCUCUGCUUAAACCAUUCGCCACUAAAUUGUAUGCUUUCAAUGAUGAGUAAAAAUAGCAGGUGCAUUCAAUUUUUCUUGUUGCUUAGUCUCUGACUGUCUUAGAUAUGGCAGGAUGUGAUAAUUCUUUUGCAUAUGUAUCUUAUGUUCAUUCAAUGCCGGCUCGGCUUCUGUAA
Messenger RNA from Mercurialis annua (annual mercury), 994 nucleotides. Its product is annotated as 50S ribosomal protein L15, chloroplastic. Lineage: Eukaryota; Viridiplantae; Streptophyta; Magnoliopsida; Malpighiales; Euphorbiaceae. The record is from RefSeq and is a predicted model, not a curated record. The transcript is spliced from 3 exons. Gene Ontology annotation, molecular function: structural constituent of ribosome. Bases 34 to 831 code for a protein of 265 amino acids. Gene Ontology annotation, cellular component: ribosome; cytosolic large ribosomal subunit. Gene Ontology annotation, biological process: translation.